Messenger RNA from Phyllotreta striolata, 4768 nucleotides. Lineage: Eukaryota; Metazoa; Arthropoda; Insecta; Coleoptera; Chrysomelidae. The record is from the annotation of a GenBank genome assembly.
GUUGACAGUUCUACUGUCAAAUUUUAAUUUAACAUGGUUUGCGCGAAUUGAUUUUAUUUUUCACAAUGGAUAAAGAUGAAGAUGAAGAUAAAGAUAAAAAUGAAGAGGAGAAAAUCGUCGAUGUAGAAGAUAAAGACGAUAAAGAACCGCCGAUAAUCGCGGAGAAAACGACCAGCGAAACUUCGAAGAUUACGGGGGAAAUUAAAGAGGAAAUAAAAGAGAAAAAUUCGAAAAUUACAGUGAAAGAGCCGAGCCUGUUGCGCAAAAUAAUCGGAUCGAAAUCGCUGGCGCCGUUGAGUUUCGUUAAGGAGACCUCGAAGGAGGAACCGAGCUUGGCCGUGUUCAAAAAACUACCGUCCAACACCCUUUUGGACAACAUCGAGAUACCGGAAAGGCCUGAAAAUCGCGUCCCCACCGACCGGAAGUUCCUCAUCGUCUUCGCCGUCGUCGUUCUUCUACUGUUUCCAUUCCUGAUCUACUGCUUGGUGUUGGGCGAUUUGUCCCGCUUGAAGGGAUACGAUCAGUGCGGCAACGUUUGCGGCAAGAAGAACUCCAAAUAUGACGAGUGGCCUUGUACCGGUCAGGAUUACACCGACCUACCAUAUCUGCAAGUUGAAGCGAGAUCCGCUCUAUCGGAGGACGCUUUUCUAUUAUCUCAAAGGAAAUGCGUGGCUUCGUGCGAUUCGAAUUACAUAAAGAUAUUUUCGACGUGCUACCUGCGUCUCGCCGAAAGCAGCAACAGCUGGAACUCGUUCAGAAACGGGAAAUCGUCGAGCGACGGCUUUCCCGACGAUUUUCCGUCGUUCGAUGGAUUUUCCCGCUCGAAUUACCGCAACAAACGCUCCUCCGAUUUGGAGGACUUGGGCGAAGGUCUGUCGGCUUAUUUGAACAAGCACGCUUGGAGGAUCGUCUUGGCGUGUUUCGUAUCUUUAGGUGUGGCUAUUAUAAUGCUGGUGCUGUUCAAAACCGCCACCGCGGCCGUCGUUUGGGGUAUUUUGGGCGGUGUUUUGCUGUUUGGCGCUAUCCUAAUCGGUGGACUUUGGUACGCUUAUUUCAACGUAGAGAAGUUCCUAUCGGAGUCGUCGAGCGACGUGGAGGCGAGCAAAAAGGGCUUCCUCUUCAUGGGCAUCUUCUUCACGGUGUUCUGGUUGAUCCUCUUGUGCGUCACCGUUUUCAUGUACAAGAAAGUCCAAUUGGUCAUACAGUUGCUCAAAGAGGCCACCAAGGCCUCCUUCGCCAUGCCGCUGUUGAUUUUCAUACCGAUUCUCACGUUCCUGUGUGAGUUGGUGGUGUUGGCUUUGUUGGCUUUCACCAGCGUGUACAUCACCACGUCGGGGGUACUAACUGAAAUUCUACCGGGUUAUUUGUAUUACAAAGAUAACGUGGCGAUGACUAUAACGUUCGUGUUCAAUGUGAUUGUAGCCUUUUGGUCUACGCAAUUCAUCAUCGGUAUACAGUACAUGGUGAUUGCGGGCGCUGUUGCCAAAUGGUACUGGUCUAAAAAUAAGGAGAAUUUGGGCAGUCCGAUUGCGGAUAGCGCGAGCAUCGUGUUCAAAUUCCAUUUGGGCAGCAUCGCUUUCGGGUCUUUGGUGAUCACUAUAAUCGCCAUUAUCAGGGCGGUGUUGACUUCGUUGACUAAAAACAAGAAUUUGAAGGCCGUCGUGGAUUUCUGCAUCGGUACCCUCGAGUCGUUCCUGAAGUUCCUCACGAAGAACUCCUACAUUUUAACCGCUAUGCACGGGAAACCUUUCUACAAAUCGGGCAAAAGGGCGGCGAAAAUUAUCUUCCAGAACGUGGUGAACAUUUCUUCGGUUAAUUACGUGGGCGAUUUCGUGCUGGGUAUGGCCCAAUUACUCAUCGUGUUGAUUUCACUGUUGAUUACUGUUGGAAUUAUGCAGGGUGCUGAAUCGGAUUACUCGUGGAUCGUGUACCUCAUAGUCUUCUUUGUGUCGCUGUUUAUCGCCAUUACUUUCUUCGCUACAUUCGAGACUACUAUCGAUACGCUGUUUUUGUGUUUCUGCGAGGACAGUCUGCUUAACGACGGGAUGAGCCGACCUUACGCGAUGUCUCGAGAUUUGAUGGAGUUUGUGGAGAAUUCGAAGAAGCUCUACGGGGAUAAAAAGGAGUAGAGGAGUUGUGGAAAUUCGUUGUAAGUUGCGACUUGUAUAUGUUAUGUUACGCGCAUUUAAAAAUUCUUCGAUGUGAAAUGUUACUUAUUGUAAUUUGCGGCCUUUACGUAGACUUAAUGUGGUUAUAUUGGAAUGGUGACGAUUUUUUGUAGUUGCGAUUUCUAUAUAUAUAUAUAUUAUAUAUAUAUUUUUUUUAAAAAAUUUUACUUUGUAAUGUGAAAUAUGGCAUAUUUGGCGUGAAAUUUAUUUUUUUACGAAUCAAAGGAAAUGAAACUGGUUGCACUCAUACGCUGAUUAAUGAAUUAUCUUUAAUUAGUGUUUGUACGAACGAGAAUUUAUCUUCCAAUUAUCAAUCUUCCGCUAAUGAGAUUAUUAUUUGUAUAUCUUAUGUUUCAUUUCCUUUCAAAUGACUAUUUACGCUGUUGAAGCGACAAAGAAUUAUAUGUUAAGUUUUUGUAUUUCACAAAUUUACUAACCAAACUUGUCAAUUUACCUCCAAAUUGUUCAAUUUUGUUGAAUAUUUUUUCUCAGGUAAAUAAAGCUUAAAAACGUAUGAAUUCGCUGGUUUGUGUAGAGGGAUCGUUCGAAGAAAAAGAAAUGUAAAUUGUGUAAAUUUUAUAAUUAGAACCAAGACAAUCGAAACGAAUAUUUUUAAAUAACAAUGUGGAUGUUUAAAAAAUAUAUAAUUAAUGCCUAGGCACUGUAUCAUGAGAAGUGGACACAUUAAGUAAAUUAGAAUGUGCUAUUUAUGCUUUUAGCGACAAUCUUUUAAUAAACACUGGUCUACCAAAAUAAAUAAUUGGCCAACGAUUAAUUUCGAAAAUUAUUAUAGUCAAAAUUUUGAUCAGUAAAUCCUGACUGUUUCUUUGAAAUUUAAACAAAAAUCGUACAAUACUAGUGAUGGAAAAUGCGAUACAAUAUAAUAGACCAGUGCGAUCACAGAAUUUAAUAUAAUUGUGAAAAAUACACUAAGGAAACGAUACAAACUAUAAUAAUAAUAUACCCAACUAACACAUUGGUCAUAUUUUAUAUGAAAAAAAACUAUUUUGUACUCUCAACUGUACAAGUAUAUUAUUUUAACUGUCCAGCAAAACGAAUAUUUAACAGAAAAUUUCCAAACCUAUUUUCGAAAAAUUAUUUUCUAACGGGAAAGAAUACCAGGAAAGAUAAAGAUUAUUUAUAUCACCGUGAACAAUCAACGCAACGGAAGACCCGAACAAAAAUUUUACUACAAAGAUCAAAAAAUCUCUAUCUUUCGAUUUCGAAAAUAAACAAGAUUACGAUACGUUAUUUUUAAGUUUAAAAUUCUGGUUAUAAUUUUACAGGCACGAUAAAGUAACUAAUUACGCUACGUUGCAAGGGAAAUGGAUUUAUAUCACAAUUAUUCGACAAAUGGAUUUAUUUCUUCGCCUUUAAGCAACAUCCAUUUUCAUUUCAUUCAACUACGUUAGGUGUUUUCCAGAAACGUUUUUUUUUUAGGAACAACUUCAAUUUACAAUGUACAAUUCGGAAGUAACUUUUUCUCUCGUAUCAAAUUCACUUAUUUAAGUACGAAUUGUUUUCCGGCUAUUUCUAGAUAUAGGUGAGCAUGUAAAAAAAAUUUAGAGUACAACGAAACAAAAUUAAGCGCUAGUACGAUGAAAUAAUGCGAUUAUUUGGAUGAUUUACGAAACUACAUAACGAGAUAAGAGCGGCGCAAAUACUGGGCGUUUCGAGAACAAAUCGAACACUGAUGGAGUUUAAGUAAACAUUUUUUUUUCGUUAAAAUUAUCACAUUUUAAUUGAUUCGCCUUUCCAACUACACCCGCCUAUGAAAAAGUGCUUUAACGAAUAACCUAAAUUGUUCUAUUGCACAUUUCGAGAUUAGAAAAAUUCCAAGAAGUUUUCGAAACUCGCGAUUACAAUUAAACAAAGCUUUCGUUUUUGAUGUACAGAUGGCGUCGCAAUUAAUUAAUAAUUACUAUCAAUAUAAAUUAAUUAAAAAUUGACAAAUUUACUUAAAUAAUCUACUUAUCUAAUAUUCGUUACUUCGAACCUUUUAAAAGGCUUCAUUUAACAGACAUCCGGAUAUUAGAUUAGCGAUUAAUGUUAAUAAAAAAAAUGUAUUUCAUAUACAAUUUACUUAAUAUUGCUAGAUAAAUACGGAAUACAUUUUUUUCCUAUUCGGAACCCUGCAGUAAAGCAACAACUGCCUUUUUUUGUGCUUACAAAUACAAAUUAAGGAAGAAUCCACAUUGUGUGAAAUAUUACAACAAAAUACAGCCACGUUUUCGACGAAACUCUCAUUACUUUUCCAGGCAUCAAAUCGAAAUCACUACAUAUAAAAUAAAUACACUUAAUAAAUAUCGAAUAUGUAAAUGUAUAAAUAAAAAUAUUGAUUACAUUCCUCAGCGAAACAGCGCGUACAAAUUUUCCUUUUCUUUUUUUUUUCAACUAUUAUUAAAUUAACAUAUACGUCAUCACCGUUUUGACAGGCAGCCAUUUUAUUGUUCUGUGAUCAAAAACGUUUCCUUCUUCAAAUUCAAUAAAUUGUGAUAUGUCAGAGAGAGAGAGAGAGAUUGCUCAAACAUUCUCCGCCGGUUUUUCGUCGAUCGCGGACGAAGACGCCAACGCCGCGGACGCUUCUUCUUUAUUUCUAC